AUGGCUGGCCGACUGCUCACUUGUUUCACCCUUGCACUCGCGGCCUUGGGGGUAUCAGGCCUCCCAACUUCCAGCGAGAGCAACAAGACCGAGGGCUUAUACCUCGGUGUCCCCAUCUCAAAUCCAGACACCAAGAACGCCAUCCCACACCGCUACAUCGUGGUGUACAACAACAGUUUCAACGAUGAUGAAAUCGAUGCCCACGAGACCAGCGUCAUAAAGACAAUAGCCAAGCGUAACAUCGGCAAGCGCAGCCCAAUGACGGGCAAGCUCCUAUCGACCAGCGUCAACACCUAUCGGAUCGGCAAGUGGCGCGCCAUGGCUCUCGAAGCUGACGACUUGCUGGUCAACGAGAUUUACGCAGCCAACGAGGUCAGCUACAUCGAACAGGAUGCCUAUAUCAGCCUCAAUGCGAGGAAGAUGCAGGGCCAGGCAACUACCGGGUUGGCCCGCAUCAGCCAUGCCGCCCGGGGCGCCGAGACCUAUGUCUUUGACGACAGUGCCGGGGAGGGGAUCACGGCCUACGUUGUAGACACGGGCAUCAGGGUUGACCAUGAGGAGUUUGAGGGCCGGGCUACCUUUGGCGCUAACUUCAUCGACAAUGUGGACACGGACAACCAAGGCCACGGGAGCCAUGUUGCCGGCACAAUCGGUGGCAAGACAUUCGGUGUGGCCAAAAAGGUGCAACUUGUCGCAGUUAAGGUUUUGGGUGCAGAUGGUGGCGGCUCGCGCACGAGCGUGAUCGCAGGAAUGCAAUUCGUGGCUGACAAUGCCACUGCCUCGGGGAGAUCUGGCAAAGCUGUCAUGAACAUGUCCCUCGGUGGCGGAUUCAGCCAAGCCAUCAACUCGGCCAUCAACCAAGUGGAAGCCGCCGGCGUCGUCCCUGUCGUGGCAGCCGGCAACGAAGAAACAGAUACGGCCAACACCUCGCCCGGCUCUGCCGAAGCCGCCAUCACGGUCGGGUCUAUCGACCAGUUGACGGACACGAUGUCCGAUUUCUCCAAUUUUGGCCCGCUUGUUGACGUCUUCGCCCCAGGCAGGGAUGUCACGAGCGUCGGCAUCAGAAGCACCACUGACACCCUAACCAUCAGCGGUACCAGCAUGGCCUCUCCCCACGUCGCUGGCAUCGCCGCCUAUCUGAUGGCCCUUGAGGGCAUCACGGGCGUGCAAGCUGUGGCGAACCGUAUCAAGGAGCUUGCACAGCAGACGGGCGCGAGGGCGAGGGGUGUGCCGAGGGGCACGACCACCCUCAUUGCUAACAACGGCUUCCGGUAA
Parathielavia appendiculata is the source of this 1275-nucleotide messenger RNA. RefSeq names its product subtilisin-like protein. Bases 1 to 1275 code for a protein of 424 amino acids. Gene Ontology annotation, molecular function: serine-type endopeptidase activity. NCBI's taxonomy places the organism in Eukaryota, Fungi, Ascomycota, Sordariomycetes, Sordariales, Chaetomiaceae. Gene Ontology annotation, biological process: proteolysis. The transcript is spliced from 3 exons. The record is from RefSeq and is a predicted model, not a curated record.